AUGUUCCUUGACGACUCCGCAUGUAAUCUCGCUUCUAUCAAUCUACUCAAAUUCGUUGAUGAAGAUGGAAACUUUGAUGUCGAAGGGUUCAAACAUGCUUGCCGAAUCUUCUUCAUCAGUCAGGAAAUCCUUGUGGAUUUCUCCUCCUAUCCGACCCGCAAAAUCGUUCAAAAUAGCCACGACUAUCGACCGCUCGGAUUGGGAUAUGCCAAUCUGGGAACCCUGUUGAUGGUCAACAGUAUCCCCUAUGAUAGCGAAGAAGGAUAUGCCGUCGCCGGUGCACUCACCGCAAUCCUCUGUGGUGAGGCUUAUAGAACAUCCGCUGAAAUGGCUGCGGUCAAAGGUCCCUUCUCCAGCUUCGAUAAGAACCGCGAACCGAUGCUGCAUGUGAUGAGUAAACAUCGUGACGCAGCCUAUCGCAUUAGCCCGGAUGUCUGCCCGCCUCACCUGUUGAAGGCCGCACAGCAAACGUGGGAUGACGCGGUUGAGAUGGGGAGGCAGUAUGGCUAUCGGAAUGCACAAGCGACUGUGCUAGCGCCUACCGGCACCAUAGGGCUGCUGAUGGAAUGCGAUACGACCGGCGUUGAACCUGAAUUCGCGCUCGUGAAAUUCAAGAAGUUGGCAGGGGGCGGUUACUUUAAGAUUAUCAACCAAUCGGUGCCACGGGCAUUGAAAAAGCUUGGUUAUACAGACGAAGAGAUUGACGACAUUGUGACUUAUGUGCAAGGUACUUCUUCGCUAAUCGGUUCAUCGCAUAUCAAUAAUGUGUCUCUUAAACAGAAGAGUUUGACUGACGAGGAAAUCGGGCAGAUUGAAGCGACGUUACCCUCCGUCUUUGAGUUGGCGCAUGGGUUUAACGCCUACACCGUUGGAGAGGAAGGGAUGGCGCGUCUCGGAUUUGGUCCGGAGCAAUAUAACGCGCCAGAUUUUGAUUUCUCUUAA
Messenger RNA from Geodia barretti, 942 nucleotides. NCBI's taxonomy places the organism in Eukaryota, Metazoa, Porifera, Demospongiae, Tetractinellida, Geodiidae. The record is from the annotation of a GenBank genome assembly.